GUAAAUCUUUAUUGGAUGAUACUAAGCGUAAUUUAGAAUCUGCUAAAAUGUUAAUUGAUCAAGCUAAUAAGACAAAGGAGAAAUUAGAUAUAAUUGAAGGUGAAAUCAAACCUGUGUUGACUAUGGUUUCUAUGAUUCUUUCUCUGUUUACCGACGGUGCUAGAUCUGCUGUCACAAGUGGUCGUGCUG
Molecule: messenger RNA, 189 nt
Organism: Racocetra persica
Lineage: Eukaryota; Fungi; Glomeromycota; Glomeromycetes; Diversisporales; Gigasporaceae
Source: the annotation of a GenBank genome assembly